CAAGUGCCAAAGAAAAAGAGGGGGGGUUGGGUUGUAAAUUGUAAUAAAUAAAGAAUGGAGAAAAAGAAAAGAAGCACAUUGCCAACCCCAUCCCCAUCUUUGAGUCAGAAGUUGCAGCAAAAGGCUCCUCAUUCCUCUCAACCCAAAUGAAACUUCCUCCUCUUUCUUCACCUCUCUUCUCAUCCUACUCAUACUUCACCUGGAUUUGUUCAUGCAAGAUCCAAAGAAGUCACAAGCAAGAGAAGCAGAAGCAGAGCCAUGACGUCAUUAAUGUUGACAUGCACUUGUUUUUGCUUAGGAAUAAUAAGCCUUGGUAUCAAAGAGCAAGAGAGAUGGGCAUGGGCAGUCUAUGGAGAAGCAUCAACAAUAACAAUUCAAAGUCCACACAAGUUCCAGCAGCAGCAGCUGCAGCAGCAAAUUCAACGCUAUGGAAAACCCUAGUCAAUGCCAAAAGCAGUCCCGGCACAAACCCUAAUAAUUUUCCUGCACCAAAUUCCAACUCCAAUUCCAAUUCCAAUUCCAAUAAUGUUAGGCAUAAACUGAGAAAAUGUACCUCUCUAAAGGUUGCCACGUCAUUUACAAGGGUGUGUCUUUGUGCACCAAUAUCUUCCUACAAUGAGGUCUUUAGGGCUGAGCUUCCCCCAAGAAGAAGCAACAGCUACCCAAGAAUGGGGUCCUAUUCCAAGCCAUUGGGCACAACAACUACUUCUAGUGCCGGCAUUGCGCAAGCACGGCUUAGCACUGAUCAUCCAGGAAUUAGAAGAGUGUUUCGGGGAAAGUCGCUGACUGACGACGUUUUGAUGAGAAGGUUUGUGGUGGAAGAAGAAGCAAUGAUGCAGGUUAGAAGGAGAAAUCAAAUGGAAGUCAUAAGGAGAAGAAGUGUGAUGAGGAGGAAGAGGCUUGGGCCUAGUCCUCUUUGUAGAAUGGCUUUGGCUGAGGAGGAUUAAUUAAUUUUCAGCUUUUCCCUAAAAUAAUUUUCAGCUUUCCUCUCUCUGGUAUAUCUUUCCCAGAAAAUUAAAUAUUUUUUUGAUGGUGUAGCAUUAUUGGUUGGUGUACAAGUUUUAUGGGAAAUAUUAUGGUCUCUAAAUUCUAAAUGCUAACGAAUGAUUCAA
Molecule: messenger RNA, 1112 nt
Organism: Prunus avium (sweet cherry)
Lineage: Eukaryota; Viridiplantae; Streptophyta; Magnoliopsida; Rosales; Rosaceae
Source: RefSeq, a predicted model, not a curated record